Molecule: messenger RNA, 2343 nt
Organism: Aspergillus puulaauensis
Lineage: Eukaryota; Fungi; Ascomycota; Eurotiomycetes; Eurotiales; Aspergillaceae
Product: pseudouridine-5'-phosphate glycosidase/carbohydrate kinase family protein
Exons: 5
Coding region: 1-2343 (780 amino acids)
Molecular function (GO): pseudouridylate synthase activity
Source: RefSeq, a predicted model, not a curated record
AUGCAGCGCGGUCGACUUCUCAAGCUGCCAACGCGGCCGGACCAACGCGCUCUCUGCCAACGUUACGGCUGGAAAAGCCCACUCCUACAAGGGCCCCUGGGAACAGCCAGCGCUUUUCGUUCAUACACCACUUCAAAGUCAGCAAGCCCUAGCGCUCUCUCCGGUAUCUUGAAAGUGUCAGAAGAAGUCCAGGAUGCCGUGGAGACCAAUAAGCCUGUUGUCGCACUAGAGUCAACAAUAUACACCCACGGGGCCCUUGGCGACCUUGGUCUUGAAGACAUCGUGCGCCGAAAUGGAGGCGUGCCUGCAGUCUGCGGCAUCCUGGCCGGUGUACCAACCGUCGGCCUGACGCCUGCAGAAAUCGAUCGGAUGGUGCAUGAAUCGGCUCGAAAGGCGUCGCGGAGAGAUAUCGCUGCUCUAGUAGGCUUGGCCGCUACCGGGCGCAAGCUUCACGGAGGCACAACUAUCGCGGGGACUAUGAUUCUGGCUAGUUUGGCCGGAAUCCGUGUGUUUGGGACUGGCGGGCUGGGCGGCGUCCACCGUGGAGGCCACGAUUCCCUCGAUAUCUCGGCCGACCUUGCCGAGCUUGGUCGCACGCGCAUGGCUGUGGUUGCAUCCGGUUGUAAAGGGUUUCUGGAUAUCCCCCGGACGCUGGAGUACCUGGAGACGCAAGGCGUCGCCGUGUCGACGUUCAGCCAAGGCAGGGAUCCAAAGGACGUGGCAUUCCCGGCUUUCUGGGCCCGAGAUAGUGACGUGAAGAGUCCGGCUGUCGUUGAGAGCGAGGAGGAAGCGGCGGCCAUUAUCCUCGCCCAGGAGCAGCUCGGUAUUGAGUCUGGCCUGGUCUUCGCAAAUCCGAUCCCCGAGGAGUUUUCCAUUCCCAAGGCCGAAAUGAAUGCCAUCAUCGAACAGGCCGUCUCCGAGGCUGCUACGGGCCAGGCGGCGCGAGGGAAUGAGAAUACACCGUUUAUCCUGAAGAGGAUCCGGGAGCUCUCCCAGGACAGGAGUGUGAUUGCCAACACUAGUUUGGCGCGGUCCAACGUGGAGUGUGCUACGAAGAUAUCGGUGGCGCUCUCUCGACUCAUUUCUGGCGGAUUGAGCCCGCCAUCAAUCCAUUCUCAUCAAUCGAAUAACCCCGCACUUUCCCACCAGAAGGCCCCUUCUCCGCGAGCCGACAUCUUGGUCGCCGGCUCUGUCGCUAUAGACCUCGCCUGCGAUGUUCAUGGAAGCGGAGGAGCAGCCGGCGAACCUCCUCGUUUGCACACGUCCAGCCCAGGGAGCAUCACGCAGUCAAUCGGCGGCGUCGGUCGGAACGUUGCCCUCGCCGCACAUAGGGCGUCAAUAGGACCGGUCCGACUAUGCAGCAUGAUUGGGAACGAUCCUGCUGGGUCCGUUAUCAUGAAAUCUUUGCAGUCCACUGGCAUGGACACGUUGGGGAUUCGACAGCUGGAUUCGACUGGAAACAAACCUUGCGGUCGAACAGCGCAGUACGUAGCCGUCAACAGCUCAGACAAAGACAUGUUCGUGGCAAUAGCGGACAUGAAAAUAUUCCAAGAUCACCAAUUCGCUGGCGACUGGGAGGCCAUGGUUACUGCGGCCCAGCCAAGGUGGCUCGCCGUGGACGCCUGCUGGAGCGCCUCUGGAAUCAGAGUCUGGAUCAAGGCAGCAAAAAAGAACGGAGCCAAAGUCGCCUUUGAGCCGGUCUCCCGAGCGAAGUCAAUGGCGCUCUUUGCUAGCAGGGAUGCAGUUGGGCCCUUGCAAGUGUUUCCCUCCCCGAGCGUCGAUCUCGCAUCUCCCAACCAACACGAACUGGAAGCACUCUACGAGGCUGCUCAAGGUAAUGGCUAUUUCGAUGACCCGCAGUGGUUGACUGUUGCAAAAGAUCUGGACACCCCCGGCGCUUGCGCACGCCUUACAAAGACCAUUCCGGCCAAAGCCCUGGAUGUUGAGGCCUUGCAGAAGGCUAUCCACCUUUUACCAUAUAUCCCAACAAUUAUCACGAAGAUCGGGGCCGAAGGCGUCGUGCUCUUACAGCUCAUGCCGCGUGAAGAUCCCCGAUUGGAAGAUAUGCCAUCUCAACCGUUCAUCGUCAGGAGCCUUAGCUGUAGCGAGUCUGCGACUAGUGGGAUUUAUGCGAGAUUCUUUCCGCGCGUCGAGAAAGUAGACCGGGUUGUCUCGGUUAACGGUGUUGGCGACACAUUCCUGGGCGUCCUUCUAGCGGGACUGGCAAACGGAAAGAGAGUCGAAGAGCUCAUCGAUGUGGGACAGAAGGGCGCGGUUAUGACUUUGAAGUCUCCAGAGUCCGUGAGCCCUGAGCUUUAUCGGCUGAGAGGUGAGCUUCGGUAG